Girardinichthys multiradiatus is the source of this 5334-nucleotide messenger RNA. RefSeq lists its product as uncharacterized. NCBI's taxonomy places the organism in Eukaryota, Metazoa, Chordata, Actinopteri, Cyprinodontiformes, Goodeidae. Gene Ontology annotation, biological process: activation of protein kinase activity; positive regulation of cyclin-dependent protein serine/threonine kinase activity; brain development. Gene Ontology annotation, molecular function: cyclin-dependent protein serine/threonine kinase activator activity; protein kinase binding. The coding region runs from base 575 to 1735 and encodes 386 amino acids. Gene Ontology annotation, cellular component: cytoplasm; protein kinase 5 complex. The record is from RefSeq and is a predicted model, not a curated record. The transcript has 3 exons.
CGCUCGCUGCCUGCCGUCCGCGCUCAGAUCUCGGACUGAAGCAUCUCUGAGCUCCGCUCAUUCAGCCGCUGAUGCUCCCACAGAGCGGAACGUUGCUGCUGCUGGACCGGGACCAGUGAGAGUUCGGAGGACACUGUUCUGUGGCUCGCAGAGAAGAUGGAGUGCUUUGAAAGGACUGAGUGAAAGUUUGGUUUGUGACCAUGGAGCUGAGCCGGUUAAAGGCGCCAGUCCCUACCGGCUGCCUCUGACGGGCAGCACCGCACCCGCUGAACCGUCUCUGCACACAAUCCGCAUCUUUCUGCCUGUGAUUGCGCACACUGUGCGCCGUCCUGUCACCGCCUGUCUCCGGCUGCAGUGCAGUCGGUGCAGUUGUUGCGCUCUUUCUUACUGUUCCUUCUCAGAUCUUUGCAGCUCCGCAGACUGCGGCAGGAACCGGACAAACAGAAGCUCCACAAGUUUCCACAAACACAGCUCUCCUCCUCAUGUCGUCUCUUUUCUUCUCUUCAUGAUGUUUGCCGGAUUCUGAGAGACAAACCCCAGUGAGGUGGUUAAACCUGUGGAGCGCUGACCCAUCAUGGGCACCGCGCUGUCUUUGUCACCGGGUGCUCGGAAACCCGGUUACUAUGACAACCACGCAGGUGUGCUCAGCCACUACCCGAGCCUCAGCAGCCGCUCCCUUAACAGUCAAAAGGACCGCGGCCUGAAGAGAGGCCAGUCCAUCUUCCUCCCGACGCUGACCUGGAAGCGGCUGGUGGCCUCCACCAAGAAGAAGGGGAACCCCAAGAAGGGGCCCGGAGGUGCCGGGGUCCUCGCUGAGUCCCUGAACAACAACAACAUCUACCAGAAGGACCAAGUGUUGCACCUGAACCGUGAGAAUGUGAAGAAGUCCCUGUCAUGUGCCAACCUUUCAAACUACGAAGGCCCUGCGGGACUGGGUCUGGGGCUCGGUUACGGACUGGGAAUGGGUCAGGGGCACGGAUACGGCUGCAGCAAAUCCCAGCAGCUGUCUUCAGUGAAGAAGGUCCCUCAGGGGACCUCUUCUCCAAAGCGCGUCAUCGUCCAAGCCUCCACCAGCGAGCUUCUGCGCUGCCUCGGGGAGUUCCUGUGCUGCCGCUGCUACCGGCUGAAGCACUUGUCUCCGGCCGAUCCGGUUCUGUGGCUGCGGGCCGUGGACCGCUCACUGCUGCUGCAGGGCUGGCAGGACCAGGCCUUCGUCACGCCUGCCAACGUGGUGUUUGUCUACAUGCUCUGCCGUGAUGUGGUGGACGGCGACCUAGUUGGGUCAGAGCACGAGCUGCAGGCCAUCCUGCUCACCUGCCUCUACCUGUCUUACUCCUACAUGGGCAACGAGAUCUCGUACCCAAUCAAGCCAUUCCUGGUGGAGGCGGGGAAGGAGGCCUUCUGGGACCGCUGCCUCGCCAUCAUCGAUGCCACCAGCUCCAAGAUGCUGCGCAUCAAUGCAGACCCGCACUUCUUCACCCAAAUCUUUGCUGAACUGAAGAGUGAAGGUGGCUGUGGGCCUCAGGACUACAGCCGGGUUUUGGAUCGAAUGUCUGGGACUCACAAUAAACGAGGAGCCGUUUGGUCCACCUGUCCCAUCCAAACACCUUUGGUCCCAACUGUCCCAGCUGCUUCUCUGCAUUUUAAACAUGUCAAAAAGUGGCCAAACAGCUUUACUCUGAGUGAUUUAGAAGGUCAGUCAGAAAAAAGGUUCAGAUGGAGAUAUGAUCUGUGAAAAGGGACUGAUGGGAGCAGCUGGAGGUCCAUGUGGUGUCCUGCAGGGAAGCGGGCGGAGCUUUCUGGAGUCAGUUUGCUCCUUAAAUCUGAAGAGAGCGGCGUUGGAGAUCUGUAUCGCUGGAGUGGAAGGCUGCCAGGGUCAUCAGCUGUUUACGCCACCCUUUGUUCCACCCCCCUACACACACACACACACACACACACACACACACACACACACACAGCCGUGGUAAUGAUAAGAUUUACAGAUUACUGCAGCCCCUCCCAGCUGUGAACCUUACUUCCUUCCUCGUCCUGUCGGCAGACUUGCAGAGCCUCAGCAGUUAAACCAGGCCAGAUCGGACCGAGCCAAGCACAUUGUAUGUCUCGUUCAGAUGUGGAGAUUCUACCAGCUUCCAGAGAACAUCCAUGCAGAGAUGACAGAUGAGCUCAGUUCUGGUUUGUUGCUGCAGCUUCUCUGUUUGUCCCAUCUUCUCAUCGCUCACCUGAACCGAGAAGCUUUCAGGGAUAUCAGAGGUCCAUUAGAGACGCAGCAAACAUGCAGUGCUUCGGAUUUUCUUUGGAGCUGGACCUUAAAAAACUCGACAGCUGAGCACAAGACGUAGGAAGCCACUAGGUGUCAGACUAGAGCAGCAGCUGAGUACCAAACCCAACAAAGAUUAACUCAUAAAUCCUGAUUUUACGUCCAAACCUUCUUUUAUCGACUCAAACUUUAAUUCUUUCUAUGUUGGAUUUUUUUAUAGAAGAGAAAGUGCUUUUCAGUUAAAGAUCGUGAGGCUCUUAUAGUCGGGGGCGUAGAGUAUGUUUGAAGUUUCAAAUUUUAUUUGGCGAGCAAAAUGAAAUUUUCUGAAGUAGAAGAAACAAACAGGCCUUAAUUCUGACCUGGAUGUUCUUAUGAGCGACCACCUUACAGGCAAAAAAUGAACUGAACAUUGAAGGCAUCAAUCAUUCAUCCAGUGGCUGAAAUUAGCCAGUUCCUCCAUCAGCUGUGACUGGUGAACUUUUAUGCAUAAAACCCUAAACUGCAAAUCACUUUUUGUUUCAGUUUUAGUAAAAAUUGGGACUUUUACACAAAAACUGGGAUUGUCUUUUAUCCUUCGUUUUCUGUUGGAUUCCAGAUGUUUACAUCUAUCAAGGAUCCAGCAGUUUUUUUUUAUUGUUUUAAUUGUUGAGUUGAAACAAAGUUAAAAUAUUAAUAGUUUUGUUUCAUGGUGCUUAGGCUGAAAAACCGGAAUCCGAGAGUUAGCCCUGAAGGAAAAUCCUGAAUCGGUUUCAGUUGGCAAAAUCUUGAUUGAUCCAUCUCAACUCAAGGGCUUGGACCUCCUUAGUUCUGGCUGGAGAACCGAUCCCAGUCAGACAGCAUGGUGAGAGGAAAACAUGUAAUCAUCAAAGCUAUUGGACAACAUUACAUUCACAUGAGCUUUAGCUUUAGCUUCUUGCUCACCAGAACCUCUGUUAGAUGGAUGCAUCUGGUGUCUGAAAAGUCCAUCCAACUGGCCUCAGAUAUGAUUAACAAGCAGAGUGUGAAUCAUUGGAUUUAAAUAUUUCAGCUUACAAAACUUUGCAUCCAAGCAGUUGUUCUUGAUGGCAGUUUAUGCACACUUUCAUAGUGCGGUGAGGAUUCUGAGUCGAUUAAUUGUGCAGCUCGGACAACGAGGUCCAGCCUCUCUGCUGUAAUUCCUCUCCAUCAAUCUAAUGAGUGAAAUGAAUGAAAAUCAGUUAGGAAACCAGAAAAGUUGGGCUCUAAGUUCAGUUUUAUGGUUUUGUUCUGUUUUUUCCUGCUAACUGGCAUCUGAACUGGCUCCCAGUCUGCCUGAGGGAUCUGUGAUGAUUCAUCGAUGAGUGUUAGUGUCUUUGUCUGCUGCCAUUUUCAGCUCGUUGUUGUUUUCCAGCUUUGACAAGGAGACUGGUGUCUUGCCUCCAACCCAGCCCCACCCAUGCUCAGCUGUUAUUUGAUUAGAUUUGACGCCCAGCACCCGGUAGCCAUUGUCAGGACGAGGAAGGGCAGAACGAGGCUGCAGGCUGCCAUCUCUGUCUGCUCCACCUCCUGCAGAACCUGCAGGCUGGUCCGAUCCUCUCCAGGUACAUACCCAGCACAGGGGUAGAGGUGCAGUUCUGAUCCAAUCACCUAGAUCGUGUUGAGGCUCCUCCGGUCAAUCCAACAAACAAAUUAACUUUCAUGUCAACUGGAACUCUAAUUCCACGUCAUCCAAUCAAAGCUCUCGAAUCCUGAGCUCCUGACUGCAAACAGACAGAACGGCCUCUGUGGAUGAUUGGAUCCUCGUGUUUCCGGGUUAAACUUGACAUUUUGACCACCCGGGACGUCUUUCACCCGGGUCGGAGUCUGGCUCUGGUUGGGAAAAAGAAUGUGACAGUAAAAAAGAAAUCUGUUUUCUGUCUGGCAACAAGAACCCUGACUGGGAACAUGGUGACAGAAUAAAGAGGUUCUGGACUUUAACAGAGCUGGUUGGGUGUUAGAGAUCCGUUCUGGGACCUAAUUCCUGCUUAUGCUGGUGUCUCCACAGCUCUGUGAGUUGUGUUGAUGCAGGUUGUUGGUGCUGCUGUAGAUCAGUGUGAAGUUUUAAUGGCACACCUUGGACUGAUGGUGUAAAUAUGAGGAGAGGAGGUGUUAGGGAUGAAUAAAAAUACAUUGAUAAUGUUGCUGUGGUAGAGUGCAUGCCUGCUGGGUAGCUUAGACCUUUUUUUACUUUCUUCUUCUGUCUGAAUUAUUUUUUUAUGUGACGUUUUAUGUCUACGUAACCUAAAACUGGAUCAACUGACUGGAUUUCUAACAAACAUAAUAGAUUAUUUACACAAAUUAUUUUGCCUUUAAUGAGACAUUUGUCUAAAUCAGCUGAGGAACAAAUAAAUCUGUUAGAGGGACACAUUUUAACUAGUUGCAUAGUUUGGAAACAGUAAAUAAAUUCAGUUUGAGUUGCACUGUGAAGGAUAAAUGUCACAUUAAGAGGGGAACUGCUUCCCUUUGCCUUUUAACGAGGAUGUUUAGAGUUUUAUUUCCACUGCAGAGAAACGUCAUCGUGAAUGUGCUAAAGUUUCUCAGUGUCUGAUCGCUGAGUGAAAUAUUAUCAUUUUGGUCUGUUUAGGAAUAAUAGAGGCACAGGAAUCUUGUUUACUUGAGUUUGGCUUGUGAAUUCCUCUGAGCUGCGGCACAUUUAUGAUUUCAAACCUUUUUAUUUCAGGCUACUUUUCUUGUGUCUCUUUGCCAAAUUGGAGGCUUGUCCUCCAGUGUAUCUGCAGGAAUCUUUUAGCCUCAGAGAAACGGAGACCACAUAGCGUCUCUCAUCAAUGCACCAGCUGCCAGCAACACAAAGCUGGUCAUUGUGCAGGCAGCGUUGGUCGCGGCAUAGCUCCAUCUCUGAUGCAACACAUCUCAUAGCUCCAUGACAACACCUCCUCUGUGCAGGGAGACUGAUAUACGAGUGUCCAGCCUCCACCUGAAGCCAGGUGUGUCUUUGUGAAAGUGAAAAUACUGCUGAUGGAAAAACUUGAAGAAAACUGUUUUGUUUUUCAUGUUUUUGUUUCCUUCUUUCAUGACAGUGUUGUUGCCUAUGUUGGUAAUUUAAUAAAGUGUUGAGCUCA